CUCCGCCCUCGCUGCCCCUCCGCCUCGCCCGCUGCCCCUCGCCCUCGCCAGCCGUCGCACGGAUCACACGCUCCCAUUCAGUCGCCUGCCUUCUCGCACGCCCCGUGACCCACUCUUCUCAGCCUCUCACGCGCACCCAGCCGACGCAAUUAAAGCCCGUCCCCGCCUGCACGCUUCCUCCCUCUGCCCGCCAUGUCGUCCCCCGCACCAGCGCCGCCCCACCCGCCCACAGACGACCCCCACCCGCCCCCGCGCUCCUUCUCCCAGCCCCAGUUCCCCUACCACUUCGCCCCGGCGCCCCCCUCCGCCGCCCCCUCCAUCCGCGAGGCCACCAUCGUCCGCCUCUCCGCCCGGCCCUCCACCGCACACGCCCCAGGCAACCCCCAGCUCGGCCUCGGCGCCUUCGCCCCCAUGUGCGCCUCCGCCCGCACCUCCUACACCCGCGUCGACCAGACCGCACCCGGCACGCCCCAGCCCGAGCCUGCAGAGCUCGAAGACGCAGACCAGCCCCCAGACGCCGCGGAGCUCGAUGCCACCGAGAAGGUAGAUCCGGAACAUGCUCAUCAGGAGCAGGCCGUCCCCCAGAUGCCCCAGGUCGCGCUCACCUUCCUCACCAUCACCGGCAAGCGGCGCACAAUGUCCUUCGACCCCGACGCGACCAUCGGUCGCGUAAAGGAGCUCGUCUGGAAUGCCUGGCCAAAUGAGUGGCAGGACGAGCGGCCGCCCGCGCCGUCGUAUCUCCGGGUCCUGUACCUGGGCAAGAUCCUUCAGGACGAGGACACGCUGUCGAGUGCGUCCCACUCCUUCUCUCGCGUGCAUCGCAGGCUGACCGGGCGCCGCUCCCCUGCUCUCUCAUUCUCCGGCGCAUCGUUCUGCCCCACUCUCGCGAUAUACGUCCUCCCACUCACUGCACGCUGACCGCGCCGCGCCCGUCCCGCCGCGCAGAGUGGUCCUUCCCGGUUACGCAACCUGACCCCGCCGCGCCGCCGCCCCAGGCGACGGUCGUGCACCUCUCCGUGCGCGCGGUGCCCCCGCCCGCGGACGACGCGCC
Rhodofomes roseus is the source of this 1051-nucleotide messenger RNA. RefSeq names its product ubiquitin-related domain-containing protein. Bases 193 to 918 code for a protein of 241 amino acids. The transcript has 2 exons. NCBI's taxonomy places the organism in Eukaryota, Fungi, Basidiomycota, Agaricomycetes, Polyporales, Fomitopsidaceae. Gene Ontology annotation, molecular function: protein binding. The record is from RefSeq and is a predicted model, not a curated record.